CAAAAUGGAGGACUUAGUUACGGUUUAUCCUUACAGAAAAUGUUUUAUUUGAUAUAUGUCUAUCACCUUGUUCUUUGAAACGUUCCCAGCACUGUCGAACAAACUGACAAAAUGCCGGUCUAUUUAAGAAAGAAUAUUUCAUUUUCUCCCCCUUCAUUGGAGAAUAUCACGGACAUUGAUAUUGAAGACGAUUUUACUGCAGAUCCCGAUUUGUUACGUGAUAAGCUGCCACAGCCAUACAGGUUGAUAAAUAAAAUAAUUGAUAAUGUUGUUGAAAAAGCAUGGACGUACAUAUCUAAAGUUGAGGAAAAGAAAUUUAAGGAAUUGAAUAGAGUUAGACCACCAAGUUAUGAUUGUUCGGUCAAAUUGAAUUUAGAGAAAGAAUAUAAUGCAACAGGGUUAUCAGAUAGUGUGGAUGGUAGAUAUGUCUUUUUUGGUACGUCUAAUGGUAUAAUUGUUCUAGAUGCCUUGCAACAAUCAAUUGUUACAGUAUGGGAGGAAGAGAAGGUGGAUGUUGUUCACAUCAAAUGUCAUCUUAUUGGUGUUCAAACUUAUUUACUUGUUACAAUUGAUGAAUUAGGUGUUGCCAAGUUAUUUAUUUUUCAAGCGGAUCAUAUUUUCUUGUUAAAAGUUUUAAAUGAACAGGAAUCUGCCACUAACAAGAUAAUUACUUCAAAAUGUGAAGCUUCAGCUGAAGGGGAUUAUGUUGGAAUAUUUCUGGAAAAUCCAUCUAAAAAUGAAACGUGGUUAGAAGUGUACAGGUUACCAAGAGAUACCUGGUUACGUGAAAUGGAGACUGUAGUAGGUGAAUUACAGUCUAUAGCUCAGUCAGCUGCUCAGCAACAAGAAGAAGAUGUAGAAGGUACUGAUAACCAGAUGAUGGUUGGUGAGAGGAGACCCAGUGUUAAAGUUUUAACACCUCAUACUGUUGGAGAAAGGAGGCGUAGUUCUGUGGUGAAUUUAUUAACUGUUCCUCCAGAUGAUUCUUCAACAAAAACUAAGAAACGUAGAAAAGGACGAAAUAGAAGUAGCUCACCUAGACCAGGGACACCUCCACCUCUACUAACUUUAACUCCAGGUGAAAAACCCAGUCCCAAAUUUACACCACCAUCCUUAGUGAUAAAGAUACAUCCACCAUCUCCUAUAACAGCUUGUACCACUACAUCAUUACAAUCAGCAUGUCAGAAAGUAGAUUCUGGUGAAGUUAUUGGUACAGGACAAAAUCAUGUUUUAUCAGGAUCACAUCUAGAUCUACGUGAUGCCAUGUUUAAUCAUUUGAAUGAGAAACUUCUUCCUUAUCUGAAAGAUGACGAUGAAAAAGAGGCAGAAGUAAUUCAGCCUACAUUUCAUUUUGUACCGAGUAGUAGAUUAUCUCCUCUCGGUUUAGAACAACCAUCACAAACUGGUAAACCAACCAAUAUUAUAGUAUGGUGGACAGGAGAAACAAAUAUUAAACAUUAUUCUUUAUUAAAAACAGGAAAAGAUUUUGAAUUCAAACCAGACUUAGUUUGGCCAAUUUGUAAUAAAGUCAAAUCAACAGCUGUUUCCAAAUGUGGUAGUUUUCUGGCAAUAGGGUUAUCUAAUGGUACUGUAGUAAUGUGGGAUAGAUAUUUAGGUGUUGAAAAGGGUAUUGUUAAUAUAGAAGAGAAAAGUUCUAUUAGUUUUCUGAAGUUUUUGGACUCCAGCUUAUCAGCUACAGAAUCUAUAUCUUAUCCACCAUAUAAAACAACAAACACUGCUUGUUUGCUAAUACAAACUACUAGUGGUUGUCAGUAUAUAUAUAAUACUAGUUUACAAACACUGGUUACUCUACAAGUCAUAACUGAAGAAGAUGAUGAUGUUCAAGUUUUAUUAUCGACAAUGAAAGCUGUACCAGAACUGCUGUUAGUUGUAUCUAAAGAUGGUAGUUUAAUAUUGAAAGAUGUAGUCAAUGGUAACAGUGUAUGUCAGUUAACAUUACCCAAACCCUACUCUUUAACAUCACCAUGGGAACCAAUAUAUUGUUUUGGUGCUGGUGGUCAAAUGCUGUUUGUAAAAGGUUCAUAUUUUGAGAAAAAUGAGGAAGGGGGACUUAUUGAUUUGUCUGCAGUAUUUAUUUAUCAGUUAAGAUCAUUCCCAACAUUAGAUACAUACUGGCAACACUCAAGAGAACUAAGUACAGAAGUUAUUCAUCCAACAUUAGACAAACGCAUUAACUCUUUACUCAGAUAUAGAAUUAGCCAACAAGCUUCACGUAAAGAAAGAAUGCAAGAAAGAUGGGGAAUUAUGAAAGAUGAGUUGGAUGUUAUUUUACAAUGUAAAGAAACUUCUAAACAUACCUCAAGAACUACAAUUACGCCUUCAACCUACAGAUCUACACCACCUGCAUUAAGAUAAAUAAAUCCCGACUUUGUUUUAUUAGUUGAUAUAGGAGACAAUUCACCAAUUAUUGGCCAACCAUUAGAUGUACAUGUGCCAGGUCACACUCUUAUAUGAGCAUAGUUACUGUGAUAUUUUAUAAUAACCUUUGUUAUUUAUAUUUUAAAGAAUAAAUAUUUGAAUAUCAUA
This is a messenger RNA of Lottia gigantea (owl limpet), 2547 nucleotides long. RefSeq lists its product as hypothetical. The transcript is spliced from 19 exons. Gene Ontology annotation, biological process: electron transport chain. NCBI's taxonomy places the organism in Eukaryota, Metazoa, Mollusca, Gastropoda, Lottiidae. The coding region runs from base 112 to 2376 and encodes 754 amino acids. Gene Ontology annotation, molecular function: protein binding. The record is from RefSeq and is a predicted model, not a curated record.